Messenger RNA from Epithele typhae, 711 nucleotides. RefSeq lists its product as uncharacterized. Lineage: Eukaryota; Fungi; Basidiomycota; Agaricomycetes; Polyporales; Epitheliaceae. The record is from RefSeq and is a predicted model, not a curated record. Bases 1 to 711 code for a protein of 236 amino acids. The transcript has 4 exons.
AUGUACAACCCGGGCGCGGUGCUCGCGGCAUGCGGGGACGGCAUCACGACGCUACGGUCGGUGCAUACCCAGCUGACGAUCCGGCGGUUGUGGCGAAUAGAUGACAUCGUGCACACCCGUGUUCGGACACUCGGAGUUGAAGAGCAUCACUUGACGAUAGAGUCCGCAUGUCGUCCUUCGCCGUCGGCCUGCUACUCACUCCCUUUUCAACCUUUCACGGCGCGGCUGUACGCCUCGCCCACCCUAACGUCCGCCAUCGACUCCGUCAAGCUCGAGGGCGACGCGCCCCAAGAACGUGCCCCUCCCACCAAGAAGCCGCAUCGUACGAAGCUCGCAGCGUCCGCCGUCGAUCCACCCUCGCUCAAGAAGCCGCGCGGGAAACCGCCGAAAGCCCGCUCAGAGGCUCCCGCCGCGCGGCCCCCGUCGCCUCCCCUCCUGAAGUUCCGUCCGCUCUCGUUCCCGGCGUAUCCAGACGACGGCCCACUCGCGCGAGCCGCGUCGUUUGACAUCCCGAAGCACCUGCCACUCGUGCGCGCUGGCUCGAUCUCGGGCGUCAGCGCGCUCUGGGGCCUCACCUGGGACCCGGCGGAGUGCGCGAACAUGCUCCUGAGCGCGCUGCCGUGGCUCGCGGGUGCGGCGUACGCGCCGGUCCCCAUCCACUUCUCCGAGCGCGAUGUGCUCUUUGGUGAGCACUCCCUCUAUGGGACGUAG